Porites lobata is the source of this 185-nucleotide messenger RNA. The record is from the annotation of a GenBank genome assembly. NCBI's taxonomy places the organism in Eukaryota, Metazoa, Cnidaria, Anthozoa, Scleractinia, Poritidae.
GCCGUCGACAGCCUAAUCCACAAGACAUAUGUUUCACAUGCGGAUGGCCAGGUCACUGGAGUAAAACCUGCAAUGUCCCCCCUUACAAGUACAAGCAACCAAGCCAGCUCAAGCCUUCACCAAGACCUACUGGGCAGCAGCAGUUCCCUUGGCCCUCCACAGCAGGGCAGUCUAACCCCAAGUAA